Molecule: messenger RNA, 1924 nt
Organism: Manduca sexta (tobacco hornworm)
Lineage: Eukaryota; Metazoa; Arthropoda; Insecta; Lepidoptera; Sphingidae
Product: synaptic vesicle 2-related protein
Biological process (GO): transmembrane transport
Molecular function (GO): transmembrane transporter activity
Source: RefSeq, a predicted model, not a curated record
GUUCGACAAUUCGCACGAAGUCUCGUGGAAUAGACAAAGCAAGCGUUAUGGCCAGUACUUAUAGGAUUCAUUUAAUGGUUGUCGAUAACAGUGAAAACGUGUUCUUGUCUGUAUUGUAAAUUAGUGUUAACUGUUAAUAAUAGUUCGAACAAGAAUGUCACUUAGGUAAUACGGAUAACAUUGUGGAACUAGUGAUCGACUCAGAAGGAAGUCUACUGGCGAAGUUAUAACGGCGCUCAAGAAACAACUGACCGGCGAAGUUACGAUCAUUUGAAAUCGAUAGUUUGCGCUGAGGAGGCUGAACCCCGGACUUGAUGAUUAUCAUAUAUUAGAGUUUCGACAUUUAGUCGAUAGCUGAUAAUGGCAAACAAAGGAGAUGGUGACCGUCGUAAGAAGGAUUCUGUUUGGACGAUCAGCCACGGCAACCGGGAGGAAUAUGCUUGUCCCUACGGAGAUGCUAUUAACUUAGCGGGUAAUGGCUGGUACAGCGCCACUCUGCUGGCAACCCUCAGCUCGACGACCUUCGCGAUGGUUCUGGAAAUGUUCGGCCUCUCCGUGGUGGUGUCGGGCGCCACUUGCGACUUCGACCUGGGUCUCGCGGAAACCAGCAUCCUUCUCUCCAUGCCGUUUGUGGGUCCUAUCGUGAUGGCGUUCCCCUGGGGAUACAUCUCAGACACAUACGGACGCAGGAGAAGCUUGCGCAUUGCUCUAUGGGUGAGCUUCGCGGUGUCUGCCAUCAGCUCAUUCUCACCUCACUGGAUCCUCUUGGCCGUCUUGAAGUUCAUCAGCACGAGUUUUUGCAGCUGCGCUCAGUCCGCGGCGUACACCAUGCUGGGUGAAUGCACUACGGAGAACAGCCGCGACGCCUACAUCCUCGUCAUGACCAGCGUGUUAGACUUCAGUCUAACUCUCUACGUCACAUUUGCUUAUUUCAUCGUGAACCUGGAUUUCGUCUACCAUCUGGGCUUCAUUACCUUCACACCCUGGCGUCUGCUGAACUUGGUGUUGUCGAUUCCUUUGGGCUUGGGAGCGUUGGGCACGUAUUUCUACUACGAAAGCCCCAAGUUCCUGGUAAAUGUUGGAAGAAGUGACGAAGCUUUGGAUAUUUUGAAGAAUAUUUGGAGACGUAAUGGGGGACGUGGAAAGUAUCCGGUAAGCAAAGUGUACCUGAAAGAGGAAGGAAACUUGAAAUCACAGGAUUUAUCGUUCCUGCGUUCGCUGUGGGAUCAAAUAAUUCCCCUAUUUAAACCUCCCCUCCUUUACCGAAGUUUGCAGCUUUACUUCUUGACUGCUGUGGUGUUUAGCAUUAAUAACAGCUACUACAUCUGGUUUCCGUUUCUGGCGGAAAAAUUCGCUUCUGGUUUCUCGUCAACAGACGGGAACUCAACUGUGGAACAGGUCAACGGCCUGUGCAGCAUUAUCGUCAGCGAGCAUCAGGCUGCCGUCAGUGGUGCAACCUGCUCAAGUACCGUGGAUCUGAGCUUGGUCUGGUCCAGCCUCGCACAAGGAGCCAGCUUCGUGGUUAUUCUCCUGCUGAUCACUAAGAUAGCAUAUCGCAAGAAAUUAUUGAUGAUUAUCAUUCUCUCGAUAUCUGGCUUCUCGACCCUGGGCGCGGUGGUCAUCAAUGACAGCAUCACCAGUUUUAUCAUGUACUUCGGGCUGCUAUUCAAUGAAUUGUGUACAGGAUUCAUUUUCUCGUAUUUUGUGGAUCUUUACCCGACUUCGUAUAGAGGCACAGCGGCGUGCGUGGGUGUGAUGGUGGCUCGGGCUGGUGCCCUUGGCGGCGUGAACAUCCUCGGUGCCUUCUUGAUGUCCCACUGCACUGCCACCUUCUAUGGCACCUUCGCGUUAAUGCUUAGUACCGUUGCCGUGUCCUUCUUGUUGCCUCCAGACAAAUCGCUUAAUAAAACUGUUAGUACUUAAA